This is a messenger RNA of Gadus macrocephalus (Pacific cod), 9917 nucleotides long. It is a transcript of the gene crybg2, whose product is annotated as crystallin beta-gamma domain containing 2. NCBI's taxonomy places the organism in Eukaryota, Metazoa, Chordata, Actinopteri, Gadiformes, Gadidae. Bases 266 to 8644 code for a protein of 2792 amino acids. The transcript has 25 exons. The record is from RefSeq and is a predicted model, not a curated record.
GAUGCCAUGCGUGAGGCUGUGCGUAAUGCCGUGCGUGAGGCUGUGCGUAAUGCCGUGCGUGACGCGCAGAGAAUGUAGCGGCGAAAGAAACUCCAAACACCUGUCAACAGGUAUCAACAGCCCUCCAUCGAGCGUGCGCGUCGCCCCUGUAUGGAUCUAACCCCCGGCGAGAGAAAGCAGAAAGCUCUGCUGUGUGCAUAGUCGCCUCGGUGGACUCUUGACCGUUUUGUUUUAUUUUAGUAAUUUGUUUUGCUAGGCUGGUAUUAUGGCCAAAAAAUCUUCAACCAAGAAGUCAUUGAAAGGUGUGUUCUCCAGGAGUGAAGCCCACCACAAGGAACCGGUGGAGAAAGAAGAGAAGAGCAAUGGAGGGGAGAAGAAAAAGUUCAAACUGUUUAAAUUCAGUCUUAAGUCCAGGAGUAACGCGGCUCUGGAUAAGACGGCGGAUGCCAGGUCCUCGGAGAGCUCGCUAUUCCCAGACGGCGAUGAGGUUUUCCUGGAGAGUCCGAGAUCCACCAGCAAGAGUUCAACUUUGUACGCUACUGCACCGAGGUCAAAGGCCAAAGACCUGAGCCACUCCGAUAUGGACCUGAACAAGCCCAAGAAGUCCGGAGCCUUCAGCUUCACCCUCCGCAAGAAGAAGCGGGACAAGGACCGGGAGGAGAUGUCCAAGAGCGUGAUCGGACUGCACGGCCCCUGGACCCCGGGGCGUGGCGAGCACCUGGACGUCAGCCAAUGGGAGCUGGCCUCACGGCAGGGGGCCUCGUUCGCCAUGUCUCAGCCGGAGCUGGACACGGCGGACACCUUCGACAUCCCGCCGCCGCCCCCAGUGGCCCCCAGCCUCAAGGCCCCCAGCCUCCUGGCCCCCAGCCUCAAGGCCCCCAGCCUCAAGGCCCCCAGCCUCAAGGCCCCCAGCCUCCAGGCCCCCAGCCUCCUGGCCCCCAGCCUCAAGGCCCCAAGCCUCAAGGCCCCCAGCCUCCUGGCCCCCAGCCUCAAGGCCCCCAGCCUCAAGGCCCCCAGCCUCCAGGCCCCCAGCCUCCUGGCCCCCAGCCUCAAGGCCCCAAGCCUCAAGGCCCCCAGCCUCCUGGCCCCCAGCCUCAAGGCCCCCAGCCUCCAGGCCCCCAGCCUCAAGGCCCCCAGCCUCCAGGCCCCCAGCCUCAAGGCCCCCAGCCUCCUGGCCUCUCAGCGCUCCUCGUCUGCGGACUUCCUUAGCAGGAUGGACCCCCCCACCCUCCACGACCGCCACGGCCGCCUGCGCUCCCUGGAGACCCUGCUGGACAGCCCCGACGCCUUCGACGUGAACGGGGGGCUGGGCGAGGUGCCCCUCGCCACCAUGCCCGAGCUGCUGCUGCUGACGGCGCCGUCCUCGCCGGCCCCCCCGGCCCCCUCCCAGCGGCGGCACGACCCCGGGAAGCACCAGGCCCGGCUCUCCCAGGACCCCGUCGCCGGCCCCCCCGCGAUCCCCGGGGGACCCCCCCCCGCCGAGACACAAGCGCCGGUGUGCUCCCCCCUCGCCUUCUCGCGGUCGACCCACCCUGUCCUCUCCCCGGUGGUUCUGAUCCAAAGUCACAAGAUCAACCCCGUCCUCCCCGUCGUCCGUCCCGCCGGCAGCCACUCGUCACGGGACUCCGCGCACGCAACGCCAGAGCUGCCGCCGACGGCCGGCCUCAAGAUGGACGCCGACGCAAUCAAAGCCCUCCUCGACCGCUCUCGGAUAAACCCGGUCCAGGCGAGCUCCCCCCUGAUCCACGGCGAGGGCUCGGUUCCAGGUUUCCCCGAGGGAUCCAGCGACCUCGCCGGCCCCUCGGCCGGCGACACCCCGCUGUCAGGGGAGACGUUCCAGUCGGUCUUCUCCCAGAGCUUCACCACCGAGGUGUUCUCCGCCAUGCUAAACACGGGCGAGCCCUCCGAUCACGUCGUGGAGCAGGACCCUCCCCCGCAGCCGCCGUCUCCCCCUCCUGCCCUCUACCGGGAGCGGUUCGACCCGCCGCCGCGCGUCCACGACGACGGGGGGUUCCCUAGAAGUCCCCCCGUCCCGGUGGGUGUUCCUGAGCACAGAGCGCCGGUCGUCGACGUGGUGCACGAUGCGGUGCCCGACGUCUCGGCCCCAUCGGCAAAACCGGCCUCCACGAUCGACCCGGUCUCCACGACAGAACCAGUCCCUACAACAGACCCGGUCUUAACGACAGACCCGGUCUCCACGACAGAACCAGCCUCUACAACAGACCCGGUCUUAACGACAGACCCGGUCUCCACGACAGAAUCGGUCUCAAGGACCGAUCCGGGUCCCAACACAGACCAGCUCUCCACCACAGCACCGGUCUCCACCACAGACCGGCUCAACGAAGCCGACCGCGCUCCGACCGACGGCAAUGACAGGGGCGCGACCACCACUUACCAAGACCCCCUUACGGAAACGGAGCACUGCCACCACGUCCUCGGUACCCUUCAGUACGAUUCCCUCCUCCCUGUGAGCCUCCACCGCCGGACGGAUCCCACGCCUCCCGGCCCCGAUCCCCAGCUGGAGAGGCCGUCCCACACGGAGACGACAACCUCCCCCCCCACUGUCCAUUCAGACGCCGAACCGGCCCGCCGGGACUCGGCACUCCGCCCCGGUCGCCUCUCACCGUCGGAGGGGAGCGCUCGCUAUUCAGCCCUGAAACCCGAGGAGCUCGGCCCCGACGCAAACACUGAGGCUCCAGUGUCUCCGACGGAGCCGCCCGCCCCGCCCCGCAGCGAUCGCCCUGGUUCCCCGGGGACGCCCGACGCACACACACAGGUCUCCCUUGUCCCGAAACGACCAGAGUUUGUCACAGUCGGUCACAACGUCUCGACUGGUCCUGAACCCUCUCCUUCUCCGCCGCCUGAAACAAUGGCCGCCUUAAAUCAACAAGAGACAAUGGGGGAAGAGGAGGAGGAGGAGGAGGAGGAGGAGGAGGAGGAGGAGGAGGAAGCAGCAUCAGCAGCAGCAGAAGAAGAAGAACACGAGGCCUUCCCAGCGGGGGCCAGAGGGCAGCCGGACGUCUGCUCCCCCGAGCCGGUGCUCCUCAGCGUGGGGUCCGACGGGAGCAGCGCCAUGGACGUGUUCUUCAGCGCCGAGGAGGACGACGCCACCGACGGCGAACUGGACGACGUGUCCACCCUGGGGGAGAGCGAAGACCCCGGCGCCGCGACGGAAGACGGUGGCGGCGGCGUCUGGUCCGCGAGGGAAGACCCGUUCGAAACCCCCCAGGUCUCCCCCGGUCCCGACGACGGCCCGCCGGGAACGGUCGGCGCGUCGGGAGACGGGAUGGCGGCGCUCCCGAGCGACCGGAUUGAAACGUGGGGGAGGCGCCUUGAGCGGGGGAACACAGACGUGCAACGGCAGGGGGCGGCCAGGAGAGAGUCCCCUCCUCCUCCUCCCUCUCCUCCCGUCUGCUCCCCUCCGCCUCCUCUUCCUGAAGGGGAGCAGCAGGGGAGAGGGUUAGACAUGUGGGGCGAGAGGUCGGAUGAACAGGGGGAGGUGGAGGCGAGGGCGGAGGCAGAGGCGGGCCCUGCCCUACCGGUCCGACAGGUGGAGACGCUGAUGGAAUGUGAGCCAGCCCUGCCCUUUUCUCAGGUGUGCAGCCAGGAGGAGGAGGAGGAGGGGGGGGUGGAAGUGGAAAACCUGAUGCCGCUCAUUCUCCCGGUAACUGGAGAGCCGCCCGAAACCCCCUCCCGGGUCCCGGAUCCCCUGGGGAGAGAGUACCUGCCGCACGGAGGUGCCUGCAGGGCCGAGGCGAACGCAGAACACCUCCAGCCGGACGCGCACACGUUCAUCGGCGUCAGCGCAGCAGGCCUCGACGCGAGCACCCCAGACCCUGCCGAGCGGGGGGAGACGGGGGAGGCCGGGGGGGCAGCCGUGUCCCCCGUAGAGGGGAGGGCGGACGUGCAGGAGGGGGGGUCAGAAAGGUCAUCGCCCAUCGGUUGUCGUGGCGACCCUGUUGACAGAGAGGGCGCAAAGACCCCCGUCGCCCUCGUCUACGACACGCCACACACCGUGAACCUUGACGCCUCCACCACCACCACCACCACCACCACCACUACCUCCACCUCCCUCCCCCCUCCCUCUCCCUCCUCCUCCUCCUCCUCCUCCUCCUUAAUCUUCGGCGGUGCCAAGCUGUCAGAAGCCAGCGAGCGCGUCACGGCAGAUCAGAUAGAGGGAACUAGGCCAGCGUCUCCGGUGGCUGAUGUCAUCAGAGCUGCCAGCGACGCACCGAGGCAGACGCCAGUCAGCCAGGCAGACGAGGCGAGCCGCGGGUCAGGACUCGACGCUUCCACCGAGAACGGCGUCCCCCUGCCCUCCUUCCCCGCACGGACCGGCGAACCACAGGGGUCUCCAGCUUCAGGCCCGGCCCCUGAUCUCCAGGACCUCCCCCCCUCCUCCUCCACCCAAACCUCAGGGUCACCUCCCAGGCCUGACCCCCACCCAGCACCCCAGCCCCUGCCGCCGACCCCACCCGUAGCAGACAUGCGCUCCACCUACAGCGGGUCCCGCUAUGUCAGUCGACACGGGAGCUACUCUGGUGAUGGAGACGGAGACCCCCACCCGGAGGGCACCGCCAACACCACCACCACCACCACCACCACCGCCACCAGCUCCGUCUCGGUCAACCCGUGGAGGAACAACUUCGACGGGGUGUCCCAGUACAGGCCCGCCUCCACCUCCGCCUCCUCCUCCACCAGCUCCUCCACCUUGUUCCCAGACUCACCUGACUCCUCUGUGCCGUCCUCCUCCUCCUACUCUCUCCCCGAGGCAUCGGUCGACACACGAUAUCUUCCCCCCGCCCCCGACCCCGACCCCGUCUCCACCUCCUCCUCCUCCUCCACCUCCACCUCCACCACCAACCCCCUGCAGACAUACGGUUCCCCAGGCAACUGGCGGAGCGAAGGCAAGAGGAUUCUCUUUCUGAGAAGUGUGUCGACGGAGGAAGCGGUUGAAGAAGCGGAAGGGGGAGCAGUGGGAGGAGGAGGCGGUGGAGGAGGAGGCGGAGCAGGGAUAUCAAGGAGGUGGAGCCGUGAAGGGGCGGAGCCAGAACCUGCUGCUGCACCUGUCAGAGAGGCAGAGGCGCGGACAGAGGAGAUAAAGGUGAACCGGGACACGGCUCACCUGGCAGUCGACCGUCUCUCCUCCUCGGAAUGUAACUCGGGCGUCGCCCUCGACGACAGCACACGCCACCCGCGGGCGGACGAGGACCCCUCGUCGGUUUACACCGGAGUCUUUACAGCCACGCGCGUGCACCUGAUCACCGAGCCCGCCGCCCCGGCCGCGCCCCCCGCCGCCGCCGCCGAGGGCUCGCUCAUCCCCUACGAAAUGGAGGUGCUCAAGGACACCCUGAAGAGCAUGGGGCCCGGCCCCGGGAUCCAGAAGCAGAGGAGCCUGCGCGGGGCCCCCUUUGGCUACUCCUCCCUGGCCCCCAUCGUGGAGGACACCCCGAGUCCCACCUCCCCCUCCGUCACCUCGGCCUCCUCCUCCUUCGACGCCACCGACUCCUCCGUCGCACCGGCGGGCCGCUUCAGCCUGCCCCUGGACCUGGGCCUGGGUAACCCCGUCGGCUCCCGGUCGCCGCUGGACCUGAUGAAGCAGAGUCAGCAGGACGCACCGCCGCAGAACGCUACGUGGGGCCUCGGCCGGCCCCUGAGGGCGUCCGCCUCCAACAGCAUCGUCAUGAGGACGUCCCCCGAGGACCCUCCCCCGUCCCCCUCCUCCCACAACGGCAACGGCCUCCAGCAGUUCCCCGCCGGCAACUCGCGGCUGGACCACAGCGUCCUGUUCUCCGGCUACCGCCCGCCCUCCGUGGACACGCCCCCGGACUCCCGCUCGCCGUUCCGCGCCAGCUCGCUGCCCGACACCGGCAGCUCCUCCUACGACCGCGUCAGCAAGCCGGCGCGGGGCAACGGGGUCUUUGGCGGCCUCGGGGGUCUCGGGAGCGGCAACGGUGGCGGCUCGGACGCCGCCGCCGCGCCGUCCUCCUACAACCGCUUCGCCUUCCUCCUGAACUCCACCCCCACCGCCGCCCCCGGCUCGGGGUCGCUGACCGGCGCGGCCGAAGACGCGUACUCGCGCAUCAGCCAGGGGCCGCACUUCAACGGGACCGCCGCCAACUCGGGGCCCGGGAACUCCACCCAGCGCCCCACCGGACUCCCGGACUUCCCUCGGACCGCCACCUCCUUCAGCGCCACCGCCGCAGACAUGCCCUUCUCCGUGUACAGCCAGGGGCACGGGGCCAGUGGCAUGGGGCCCGGCGCGGGGGUCCCGGGGGCUCCCCAGCUGCAGAGGAGCUUCAGCAGCGAGGGGGGCAUGGGGGGCCAGCACCCGCCCUCGUCAAUGCUGUUCAACAACGUCCAGGCGGGGUCCCACUUCCAGGUGCCCGAGCCCGCUGAGCCAGAGAAGCCGACGGCCCCCAAGUACAGGGCCUUCCCCGACGCAUAUCUUACCAAGGAGAAGGAACAUGGAAAACUCAACCCUCGCCCAGGAAAGAUCUUCAUCUACGACCAGCCGGGUAUGUGCGGUCAGAGGAUCGAGGUGCGCAGUGACGUGGUGGACGCCACCGCCUGGGACCUGCAGGAGACCAUCUCUAUCAGGGUGGUGCGUGGAGGGUGGGUGAUAUACGAGAAGCCCAACUUCAAGGGGGAGAAGGUGGCCCUAGACGAGGGCGACCUGGAGCUCACCUGCCCCUUCGUGUGCCCUGAGGAGGAGGAGGUGGUGAAGGAGGUGCAGCCUGAGAGUGCCAAGCAGAACGGGGUCGAGGCUAACGGAGAGCAAAACGGCGAGCAGAACGGCGCGCCAGCCAGGAAGUUCAUCAUCGGCUCUCUGAGGAGAAGCGUCAGGGACUACAGCGUUCCGGAGAUCAGCCUGUUCCCGGAGGAGAACGCCGAGGGGAAGAAGGUGACGUUCCGGGACACGGCCGAGGACGCCCGCAUCUUCGGCUGCCCUGUGAAGGCCACCUCCAUCAUCAUCAAUGCGGGCUUGUGGCUGGUGUAUGCGGAGCCCUUCUUCCAGGGCGUACCACGGGUGCUGGAGGUGGGGGGGUUCAGCAACCCCGCGGCCUGGGGCGUGGAACAGCCCUACGUGGGCUCGCUGCACCCGCUCAAGAUAGGUGAACCAAGAGUGGAAACUAUUGACGAACCAAAGAUCAUUCUCUACGACAGGCCGUACUUCUCGGGUAAAUCCCGCACCAUCCACGGCUCCUUGAAGAACUUCAUGACGCGCACGGACAGCCAGCAGACCGCCUUCAUGUACAACGCCGGCUCCCUCAAAGUCCAGGGGGGAAUCUGGGUGGGGUUCGAGAAGGAGGGGUUCCGCGGCCACCAGUACCUCCUGGAGGAGGGGGACUACCAGGACUGGCGGGUGUGGGGGGGCUGCAACGCAGAGAUGCGCUCCGUCAAGGUCAUCCGAGCGGACCUGACCGAGCCCAUGCUGGUGAUGUUCGAGCAGCCCGAGAAUGAGGAAGCGGACGAGGAGAACAGCUUUGAGGUGACGGAGGCCAUCGCUGACGUAGCCACCUUCCAGUACAAGACCACCACCCGCUCCAUCAGCGUGCUGUCCGGGGCCUGGGUGGCCUACUCCCACGUGGACUUCUCGGGGAACCAGUACAUCCUGGAGAAAGGCUUCUACAACAACAGCGCUGACUGGGGGUCCAAGGACAACAUCAUCUGCUCCAUCCAGCCCAUCCUACUGGCUCCAUCUGAGGGUUCAAAGCCUAGGAAUGAGGUGCUGCUGUACUCUCAGCCAAACUUCAACGGGAACGUGGAGACCUUCAACCUGAACCAGCUGGUCGUCCCCGACAAGGUCCUGGCCAAGUCCUGCCGCACGCUGGGCGGAGGCUGGGUGCUGUACGAUGGUAAGGACUACACAGGGAACCAGUGCGUGCUGUCUGAAGGGGAGUACCCCAACCUGUUCAGCAUGGGCUGCCAGCCCGACUUCACCGUCUGUUCGCUGAGGGCCAUACCGCUGAUCUUCUCCAUGCCCUCCAUCUCCUUGUUCAGUCUUGAGUGUCUGGAGGGGAAGGAGAUCACGACGGACUUGGAGAUGUCCGACCUCAUAGCCCAGGGCUUCAACAACCACUUCCUGUCUGUCCGCGUCAACUCUGGCUGCUGGGUGCUGUGUGAGUACAGUCACUUCAGGGGGCGCCAGUUCCUCCUGGAGCCCAUCGAGAUCACCAACUGGCCCAAGUUCAGCUCGCUGGAAACCGUGGGCUCCAUGUACCCCGUCCAACAUCGGCGGCGGUUCUUCCGCGUGAAGAACAAGGAGCACGGCAGCUUCCUGUGUCUGCACGGCGGCCUGGAGGAGAUGAAGCCCGGCCGCGUGGUGGUCUCCAAGGAGCCCGAGCACGGCAGCGACGUCUGGUUCUACGACGACGGCUUCAUCAAGAACAAGGUGGCGACCACCAUGAGUCUGCAGGUGAUGGGCUCGGUGGAGCCGGGCUCCAAGGUGGUGCUCUGGACGGAGACCCGCCAGCCCCUGCAGACCUGGUCGGCCCCCAUGAGGGGCCGCAUCCCCAGCCUCACCUUCCCCGACAUGGUGCUGGACGUCAAAGGUGGGAAGUCUUACGACAAGGACUAUGUGGUGAUACUGCCAGAGAACGAGGAGCGAGCCAGCCAGCAUUGGCAGCUGAAGUUGCUAUAACAAUCUUAACUGCCACCAUUCACCAUCCCCUAAUCUCCAACCAUUUGAACAGUACAGACCAAACGGUAUCGUUCCGGAACGUUCCCCAGACGUUCUCGAGAAACAUCCCCAUUGCCUUGCGCUAUGAUGUAAUGAAUUCCGGAUCAACGGUCCUCUGUGAGCAGCCUAUCCAUGUGUGACUCUACAAGGGACCGUUGGGAAGACCGGGACAUCGCUUUACCUCUGCAUCUUCAUAAAAACGCUUCCAUCACCACGUCAUUCCUUCAACUUACUACUGCUUCGAUGUAUUGAUACUGCUUCUACUCAAGCUGUAGCGAUGACACUCUACGAAGAUCACUUUAUGAAGAUCUUAAUGAGAACUGAGCUAGCUGCUGUUCAGGUCGGAAACGGAGUCCUGCUGGGUAAUCCGAAGAAGUGAGAUGUUUGUGAGGAAGUGUCAUGCUCUGAAGUACUUCAACUUCAACCUUAACAGAACUGUAGUGACGUUGGCCGCCACCAUACAGAGAAAACGCACUGCUCCAGGUCACACCACUGCCAACGUAUGGAAAAACAGGUCAAAUUAGACAAAGGUCAAAAAGUAGAUUUGAAAAAGUGUAUUUUUGUGUGGAUGUGUUUUUGUAUGCUGUACAGAUUUCCACUGCUCCUCUUAUUUGUACCUGUGGUUCACUCUAUCUAUCUUCUCAACGGAAGUAUAAAUACACAUAUAUAAAGAAAUUAUAAAUAUAUUUACUAACAAGGCGGUAAAAGACUAGACAACGGCCAAAGUGAAUCUGGGUGUUAAUGGAUUUUUCUGCUAAGAGUUCUAUGCAAAUCCCGUAACUUUGGGACCUCCACAGUUGAACCAAAUAGAGUUGUAGGUACUUUAACUCCGGGUGAACCUGUGUUUUUAAUACUUCACGUAUUUAACAAGAGCUAAAUUGGUACGGCUAUGAAUGAAGCUUUAAAUACUGUGGAAGGCCGUAUGAAAGUAUUUUUUAUAGUCCGUUUUUAUUUGGUCUUGGACGACUUUUGAUGCCCGAUUUUGUCACAGGCACUGUAGUAGGACCACUGUAGUUCAGACAUUUUGCAAGGUCUCUUCUCCUGGGUUUUCUGAUCUUGUAGGUAUUUUCAUAAACUGUUUAAUUAAUUUGGAUAUAAAAGUCUGUCGCUUUGUUUUGUCAUUGUUUAAAACUGUUGUUUCAUACAAUAUAAAAUAUACAUAUGUGUAAAAUGUAAUAUAAGAGGGUGUGGUUUUACGGAAAAAAAGGAAUAAAAAUGUCUUAAAGUAUCUUAA